Messenger RNA from Bradysia coprophila, 941 nucleotides. RefSeq lists its product as uncharacterized. The record is from RefSeq and is a predicted model, not a curated record. NCBI's taxonomy places the organism in Eukaryota, Metazoa, Arthropoda, Insecta, Diptera, Sciaridae.
AUAAAAACCACGACCAUCGAAACAAUAGCUAUCAAUCUCGUCUUUGACUUCAACUCAAGUAACCAAAAAAAGUUUUAAUUCAAAAAUCAAAAAUGAUUUCUCAGUGCAUUGUUUUCGCCGUUAUUGCACUCACAGCUGUACAGGCUGGAGUCUUACCAGCAGCUUAUGUCACACCGUACGCAUCAUCUUAUAAUGCACAUACCGUGAACCAUGCAAUCGCCAGUCCAUUGGUUCAAUCAGCACCUUUGGUGGCAGCGGCUCCAGCGGUUGUUUCGUCACCAUAUGUGUCCUCACCAUAUGUAUCCUCACCAUAUGUAGCUGCCCCGUAUAGUGCAUACUCAGCUUUUCCAUAUAGUGCAUAUCCGUAUGUGAUUUUAACUCUACCGUUAUUCUUCGCCGCUGUCUCAGCUGGUGGAAUAGCCGCUCCCUUAAUCGCAUCCCCAUACAGCUAUGGACAUGGUUAUGGACAUGGUUACGGUUAUAGUGCACCAUUGAGCUACGCUCACUCAGCUCCAUUGUCGUACGCUCAUGCUGCUGCACCAUUGGCCUAUACCCAUCAUUCGUCGCCUUAUUCAUACGGUCAUGGAGCUUACUCGCAUGCUUACUCCGCUCCAAUUGUUAAAGCUGUUGCUCCAGUCGCUUAUGCCGCUCCAGUUGUGAAACAUGUUGUACCAGCUGCCACUUCAUACGCAAACACAUACAAGGUCUCACAUUCACAUCCAGUUGUUCACCAUGCCGUAGCCGCUCCAAUUGUGCACGCUGCUCCAGCCUAUCACGCCCCACUUGCCUACACUGCUCACGCUGCCCCAUAUGCCGCUUAUCACGGUGCCUCAUAUCACGGUUCAUCCAUCCAUCAUGCAGCUCCAGUAGCCUACUCGCAUGGUUACGGUUAUGGCGGUUAUGGAGGUUAUGGUGGAUAUGGUCACAGCUAUCUCCAUUAA